This is a messenger RNA of Colias croceus (clouded yellow), 1548 nucleotides long. RefSeq lists its product as uncharacterized. The record is from RefSeq and is a predicted model, not a curated record. The transcript has 2 exons. The coding region runs from base 129 to 551 and encodes 140 amino acids. Lineage: Eukaryota; Metazoa; Arthropoda; Insecta; Lepidoptera; Pieridae.
GGAUAAGUUGCAGUGAGCAAAUAUUAGAUUGCAAUAUUGUGAAUGUGAAACAACAAUUAGUCAUCGCGCGACUGAUUCAUACAAUUGAAGUUAUAAGUUUUAACAACAAAAUUAUUUACAAAGUAAUUAUGUCGUCGGUUGAACAAUUAUUAGAACAACUGGAGGAUUGUGCUACUUUGAUUAAAAAGGCUUUAAUAAAUCACAAAAAAGCCCCAAAAGCUAGAUUAACAAAGGGAUAUUUGAAAGUGAGAUCUCAAGUUGUAGAUGAUUAUUGGUCAACGUUUAAGGAUCUUCAUGGAUCUCUUCUAAAGUUAGUACCGCAACAGGAAAGGAAAACAUUACCAUACUUCGUAAAUGAAGAAUAUGACUUGUGCGAAGAACAAUACAUUUUGUUGAAGACAGAAUUAACGGAUUUGUUGGAAUCGAGUUCAAGUACUUCGACGGCCGUAGCGGAUUGUAAAGGAGAAGUGCAGUGGGUUGCGUCGGAAGCUAAAUUACCUAGAAUGGAUUUACCAACAUUUUCGGGUUGUUAUGAAAAUUGGCGAAGCUAGUGCUACAUUGAAGCAUUAUCAAACUACUGAUAACAAUUAUAUUCCAGCUUGGGAUACGCUCAAAAAACGUUAUAGUCAUAAACGACUAAUAUUAAAUUCAUAUUUAAAAAAGUUAUUUAUACAAAAAAAGGUUCAAAUUCAGUCUUCAAGUCAGCUAAAAUCAUUUAUCGAUGUAACUAAAGAAUGUAUUAUUGGUUUAAAAAACAUCGGGAUUUGCACGGAGUCUUGGGAUCCAAUUUUGUUAUUUAUUUCGUCUCAAAAAUUAGACCACGAAACGCAUAAAGAAUGGGAAGAUUACGUUAGUUCAACUCUCAACUUAACAUCUGAUGUAUUUCCCACUUUCAAUAAUUUGGUUACGUUCUUAGAAGGAAGAAUUCAUGCUUUAGAGUUAACAACGACAGGCAAUAGAACUUUAAAAGAACGCUCAUAUCAUGUCGCGAAUAUUAAUGAUAAAAUUUGUAUUUUUUGCAACAAAGAUAAUCAUAUUCUUAGUCAUUGUAAGGAAUACGGGAAACUACAACCGAAAGAACGCAGCGCCUUCGCAAAAUUAAAAGGUUUAUGUUAUAAUUGUUUAGUACCGGGCCAUACACUUAUAUAUUGCAAUCACAAGGCAUCGUGCAGAAUAUGUGGUAAACGACAUCAUUCCCUCCUUCAUGAACCUGGAAAGAAAAGCUUUACUCAAGAAGAAAAUCAAAACUCGACACAAUUAUCUUUGCAUACUAAUGUAGAAGAACAACAUGAAGAAGAUGAUAUUUUAGAAGAGGUCAAUAUUAGCGAUGCUACAAUAACUUCACACAUGGCUACACAACCAUCUACGGCGUUACUCGCAACUGCUAUUUUACCUGUCAAGGGGACGUCAGGACAAGUAUAUUAUUUACGUGCUCUGAUCGAUCAAGGCUCUCAGGCGACGUUUAUAAGUGAAAGAGCAGCUCAACACAUAAAGGCAAAAAGGUUGCCUGUCAAUGGAACAAUAUCAGGUGUUGGGUCCACAUUAACA